Castor canadensis (American beaver) is the source of this 966-nucleotide messenger RNA. RefSeq names its product olfactory receptor 2W1. Gene Ontology annotation, biological process: G protein-coupled receptor signaling pathway. Gene Ontology annotation, molecular function: olfactory receptor activity; G protein-coupled receptor activity. Lineage: Eukaryota; Metazoa; Chordata; Mammalia; Rodentia; Castoridae. Gene Ontology annotation, cellular component: membrane. The record is from RefSeq and is a predicted model, not a curated record.
AUGAUGGAUCAAAACAAUUACAGUUCUUUACAUGGCUUUAUUCUGCUUGGCUUCUCUGACCAUCCCAAACUGGAGAUGAUCUUGUCAGGAAUUGUCACCAUCUUCUACUGCAUUACCUUAGUGGGUAACACAGCUAUCAUUCUUGCAUCUUUCCUGGAUUCACACCUACACACACCGAUGUACUUUUUCCUCGGGAAUUUGUCUUUCCUAGAUCUAUGUUUCACAACUAGCAUCAUCCCUCAGAUGCUGGUUAACUUGUGGGGACCUGAGAAGACCAUAAGCUAUGUGGGUUGUGUCAUUCAACUCUAUGUUUAUAUGUGGUUGGGCUCCAUUGAGUGUCUUCUCUUGGCUGUUAUGUCCUAUGAUCGAUUUACAGCUAUUUGUAAACCCUUGCAUUAUCUGGUAAUCAUGAAUCCACAUUUAUGUCUCAAAAUGAUUAUUAUGGUCUGGAGUAUUAGUUUUGCCAAUUCUGUAGUAUUGUGUACACUCACUGUGAAUUUGCCUAGAUGUGGAAACAACCUUCUGGAUCAUUUCUUGUGUGAGUUGCCAGCUAUGGUGAAGAUAGCUUGUGUAGACACUACAGCAGUUGAACUGUCUGUUUUUACUUUAGGCAUUGCCUUUGUCCUUACACCCCUCAUUCUUAUUUUUACAUCCUAUGGCUACAUUGCCAAAGCUGUGCUGAGAAUGAAGUCAAAGGCGGGACAACGAAAAGCAAUGAACACCUGUGGAUCUCAUCUCACUGUGGUGUCAAUAUUCUAUGGAGCUAUUAUCUACUUGUACCUGCAACCAGGUAACAGUGCUUCCAGGGACCAGGGCAAGUUCCUCACCCUCUUCUACACCAUCAUCACCCCAAGUCUCAACCCCCUCAUUUACACCUUAAGGAAUAAGGACAUGAAGGAUGCACUGAAGAAGCUGAUGGAAGUUCACAAGGAAUCUGCAAAAGUGAGAAGGAACUGGAAGUCAUAG